CGAGUCACAUGAUUCAGAAGAAUGACAGAGCAGGACAGGAGAUCUCUCCCUCACUGAGGGGAGGAGGACGAGGAGGAGAACCAGAGGAGGUCAACGAUGGAGCGAGCCCACAGCCUCCUGCUGAACGAGGAGGCGUGCAGUCAGCUGGGUGACCACCAGAGGGCGACGUUCGUCUUUGAGUGGCUGAACCACCUGAAGAAGCUGCUUCCUGCUGCUGAGCGGGCCAACGUCAGACACAACCAGCGGCGUCUGACCGAGCAGCUUUCGGGCGUUCUGAUCGGCUCCCCCGGCCCGCCGACCCGCCGGCUGCUGGCCCACUGCCUGGCCCUGCUGUACCGCCUGGGAGACCCCUUUACCGCCAGCCUAUUGGUGGACAGGUGCAAUGACAUCAUCCGCAGCAGAGAUGACUCUCCGUCGGGACUCCCCACCCGACUGGCUGCCAUCACUGUUCUGGGGUCUGUGUUUGAGCAGCUCGGUCGGCUGCUGCUCGGCUCCUUCAAAGAGACUCUGAUGAACCUGCUGAAGGCCAUGAAGAGUGCUGAGUCUCAGGGUCGCUAUGAGACCAUGAGGAGUCUGGAGAAGAUCCUGAGAGGUCUGGGCGUCAGCGCCGCGCCGUGUCACCGUGACGUCUACAAGGCGGCGAGGACCUGUCUGGCGGACCGAUCCAUGGCCGUACGCCGAGCAGCCGCCGAGUGUCUCCUGGAGCUCCAGAGGGAGGCAGUGUUCCUGUGGACCAGUGAGCUGGAGAACGUGUCCACUCUGUGCUUCAGAGCUUUGGAUGGAUCCAACUACAGCGUCAGAGUGUCUGUCUCCAGACUGCUGGGGACUCUGCUGGCUGCUGCUGUGGAGCCACGACAGCCCACCGCAGUCCCCAGGCAGAGUGGGCGGGGCCGGAGCUCCCUGGAGGAGGCGAUGGAUUUGUUGUCGGGGGGGUUCCUGAGGGGGGGGGCAGGGUUCCUCAGAGCCAGAGGAGACAUGCUGAAGGGGACGAGCUCCGUCAGCAAGGAGGUCCGCAUAGGAGUCACUCAGUCCUGCGUGUUCUUCGUCUCCCUCCUGGGCUCCUCCUGGUUGGAGGUGAACUUCCCUGUCCUUCUGUCCCUCCUGAUGGAGUUGGCGUCUCACCUCAGAGCCACUCAGACGGCGGGUGACGCCGCGGUGACUCGUCGCUGCGUUUCCUUCAUCCUGAGGAGCACCGUGAGCUCCCUGCUGGGGGAGAAGGCUCAGACCAACGCAGCCAAACACAUCUGUAGCGCUGUGGCAACACAGCAACAAGCCGUCGGUGAGCAGAGAGAGAGAAGAAGAGUUGAUACGGUCACAUGACAUGUAGACUGACCUGUCUGUCUCUC
Messenger RNA from Anarrhichthys ocellatus (wolf-eel), 1346 nucleotides. RefSeq names its product HEAT repeat-containing protein 5A-like. Lineage: Eukaryota; Metazoa; Chordata; Actinopteri; Perciformes; Anarhichadidae. Bases 97 to 1320 code for a protein of 407 amino acids. Gene Ontology annotation, biological process: endocytosis; intracellular protein localization; retrograde transport, endosome to Golgi. Gene Ontology annotation, cellular component: membrane; endocytic vesicle; Golgi apparatus. The record is from RefSeq and is a predicted model, not a curated record. The transcript has 8 exons.